Leptopilina heterotoma is the source of this 2003-nucleotide messenger RNA. RefSeq lists its product as uncharacterized. The transcript has 2 exons. Bases 204 to 1697 code for a protein of 497 amino acids. The record is from RefSeq and is a predicted model, not a curated record. Lineage: Eukaryota; Metazoa; Arthropoda; Insecta; Hymenoptera; Figitidae.
AUAUUCAACAUAAACAGUAUAUAAGUUGGAGAAUCACGUAUAAUUUUUAAAGUCUUCUGUUACGUGACAUUAAAAUUUGAAACAAAAAAGAAAUAGUGAACUUCGUCUGAUUAUUCCUGUGUAUUAAAUAUACGAAUAAGUUUGACACCAAGGCGACAUUUAAAUAUCCACUGAGAAAAGUAACUAUAUAUUUAUUAACAAUCAUGAUAAGAUUAGCAAUAAUCUGCUUCCUAAUUUCGAUGAUCAGAAGCGAAGAAUGUGUUUUCAAUAUUGAUGAAGUAGAUGAAUUAAAACAACUUUUCCAUGAUUCUGAACGUCGAAUCGAAGCAGCAACUCGAGGUCAACGUGGAAAUGCGGCAAUUGUCAUAGGCAGUGCAAGAAGUGGCAAAAGUACACUAAUUAAUUACUUGAUGGGAAAUGCAUUGAAAGCUUAUAGAGAGAAUGGUGAAAUUAAAAUAAGAAAAGCUAAUGAAAAUAGUCCAGGACCAGAAAUUGGUGCUGGAUCAGUGUCAGUGACUACAAUUCCCACAAGAUGGAACUCAGAAAGGUCAGCAUUACAGAAUUUGGACUUCUGGGAUACCGCUGGAUUUGAGGACAAUAGAGGUGAAAAGGAAGAUAUAAAUAAUGCCUUUCAUAUGUAUCAUUUGACAAAAAAGGUCGAUUCUCUGAAACUUAUUUUAGUUAUCAGCUAUAACGACAUUACUAGUGGAAAUAUUAAUCAGAUUUUAACACUUUUAAAAACUGUAGAAGGAUAUUUUAAUAACACGUUUGAAGAUAUUUUCCCAAGUAUAUCAGUAAUUAUCUCAAAAGCACCUAACCAAAUUAAUAAUGAUUAUCCAGUCGAUUCUGAAUUCCUCAAUUAUAAAUUAAAUACAAAUUUAUUAUCAAGUCCAGAAUUGGAUAUAUCCGAAGUUUCAAAAGGCUUUGUACGGCAUAUAAUAAAUAAUAACCAACGUGUAGCCUUCUUCAGGAAAGUGAAAAAAGUAGGGAGAGUUACUUCUGACAUCGAUGAUAAUAUUAUUCCAGCUAUUACUAACUGCGAUAGCAUACGCAAGCCAUCUCAUCAGGAUAUAGGUUUCACAUUUUCAGUCAACUCGAAACUUUGCCUGCAAAAGACUAAUGAUGAUUUACUGAACAUGAGGGAAUUUGUAACAUUACAGACAAAAGUGAAUGACUGGUUCAAAGAAAAGUUUGAUGCUUGGAAUAAAGUGGCAGAUAAAAAUAUAUUAAGAGCAAAUGGAGACAAUUUAAAAAUAAUUUUUGAACGUACUGAUAUUUCUUCAUUGAAUACUUCUAAUGCAAAGUUUAAAAUUGAAAUUCUGGAAAAUAGUGAUAAUACUAUUAGAAACUUCAUUGAGGGGAACAAUUUGGUGAAUAAAAUCAGCCUAACUGAAUUUAUUGAUAGUAUAAUUACAACAGAAAAAAUGAUAAGAAUCAAUAUAGCAUUAGAGGCUAUUAUUACAACAUUAUAUGACAGAAUGAUGCACUUGAUUUCAUUAUGUUUAUUGAAGAUUAACGAAUUAACAAUAACAGAACAUGAAGAAAAAAUUAGAAUAGAAAAAGAGUUGAUUGAGAAACAAAAAAUAUAUUUUAAGAAUAAAUUAGCACAACUGAGAGAAAAACCAAAAGAGAAAAGCAUUUGGGAAAUAAUUAUAGAAAAUCUUGCACUGUCUGCGCAAAUGGACAGACGACCAUAAUUUAAAAAAGUAGUUUUAUUUUUCAGUUUUCAUUCCUAAUUUAUAAUCAAUUGAAUAAUUAAUUAUUUCUUAAAAUUGAAUUUUUAUAAAAAAUUUAAUUAAAAUUUUUAAAAUUAAUUGAAUUUUUUCCAAUAUUUUCAGCAAAAUUUAAAUAAAUGUGACCUGAACAGUGAAAAGUGACCUUACGUGCGAAAACAAGUUUUCGAGAAAACAGCAGUUAAAGUUUAACUUAGAAAAACCCUUGUAACUUUUUUAAAUAUUAAUAUUUUUUAAUCAAGUUAGGCUUAUUUUCUUCACCGUGAAUCA